Molecule: messenger RNA, 2385 nt
Organism: Phanerochaete carnosa HHB-10118-sp
Lineage: Eukaryota; Fungi; Basidiomycota; Agaricomycetes; Polyporales; Phanerochaetaceae
Exons: 9
Coding region: 55-2286 (743 amino acids)
Biological process (GO): protein ubiquitination; ubiquitin-dependent protein catabolic process
Cellular component (GO): Cul3-RING ubiquitin ligase complex
Molecular function (GO): ubiquitin protein ligase binding
Source: RefSeq, a predicted model, not a curated record
AAGCAUGGCCCAACGGUCUCGAUCGACGAAACCUGGACAAAGCUUAGGGCGAACAUGAUUGAGAUCCAGAACCACCGUGCGGGAAACCUCUCCUACGAAGAGAAUCAUCGCUACGCAUACAACAUGGUGCUUAUGAAGAAUGGAGAGCGGCUGUACGAUGGCACCUGCGAACUCAUUGUCUCUAAUCUCGAGAAGCUCGCGAAGCAAGACAUCGAGCCGGCGUUUCCGAGCGGUACGGGAGACCCUAUCCAACGUAGUCAGGAGGGUGAAGUGCUUUUAAAGGCGGUGCGCAAGGUGUGGGAUGAUCAUACGUCUAGUUUGUCGAAGCUGCGUGAUGUCCUCAAGUACAUGGACCGUGUAUACACGAAAUCGGCCGUCGUUCCAGAAAUCUGGGAUCAAGGACUCUUGUUAUUCAUACGACAUAUCAUCCGUCCUCCAAUACAAGAUCAUCUCACAGCAGCCGUCUUGACCCAGAUAUUGACGGAGAGAAAUGGCUUCGGCAUCAAUCGAUCUGCCGUGAAAGGGUGUGUGGACAUCCUUUUGCAGCUCCGCGAGUCUCCCGACACCUCGGACAUGUACUCGCGGAUUAUGGAGCCGCCCAUACUCCGUGAAAGCGAAUCAUUCUACAAGGCCGAAGGGCAACAUCUCUUGGGAACUUGCGACGCACCAGAGUAUCUACGGAGGGUGGAAGAGCGCUUCUACGCGGAAGAGUCGCGAACACACCACUAUCUGUCUUCUCAUACUUAUGGUUCUCUGCGAAAGAUUCUUGAGAAUCACCUUCUCACCGCUCAUCUGUCCACUAUCUUGUCUAUGCCAAAUUCUGGCUUAGAUGUCAUGAUUGAUGCCGACAAGAAAGAGGACCUGUCACGACUAUAUCGGCUUUUCACCAUGGUACCCACUGGACUGCCCGCUUUACGGCGAGCGCUUCGCGAUUCUGUGGUACGGCGAGGUAAAGAGCUUGCUGUUGUGAAUACCACAGCGGAUGCGGAUGUAGGAGGAGACGAUGAAGCCGAAGACUUCAAGGGUAAGGGCAAAUCAAAGGCCGCUGGUGCCGGCUCUGGCGCACAAACACUUCAGCUGGCCCUGAAAUGGGUACAAGACGUCCUAAAUAUGAAGGACAAGUUCGACGCCCUCUGGGUACAGGCGUUCCGCAACGACCGCGAGAUCGAGACCGGAAUAAAUGAGGCUUUCGAAACGUUCAUAAAUUCCCACGAGAAGUCUCCUGAAUUUAUAUCGUUAUUCAUUGACGAGAACCUGAAGAAAGGUUUGAAGGGGAAAAGUGACGAGGAAGUUGACGCCGUCCUGGACAAGACCAUCAUGGUCUUCAGGUAUCUCACCGACAAAGAUGUCUUCGAGCGAUAUUAUAAGGGUCACUUGGCCAAACGACUACUUCUUGGUCGCUCCGUGUCGGACGACGCCGAACGUGGAAUGCUGGCUAAGCUCAAGGUUGAGUGUGGAUAUCAGUUUACGCAGAAACUGGAAGGCAUGUUCCACGACAUGCGGAUAUCAUCCGACACCAUGGAAGCUUACCAAGAUCAUCUUUCAAAAACGACGCCGCCGGAUGUCGACAUAUCGGUUAUAGUCAUGACAUCGACCUUCUGGCCAAUGUCCUAUUCGGCGGCAUCAUGCAACCUUCCGGAGGAGCUCUUGACGGCGUCCAAGUCGUUUGAAAAUUUCUACCUGUCGCGACACUCCGGGAGAAGACUUACGUGGCAGCCUUCACUGGGCAACGCUGACGUGAAAGUGCGAUUUAAGGCGCGGACACAUGAGUUAAACGUCUCGACAUUCGCCUUGACCGUCUUGCUUCUCUUCGAAGACGUCGCCGACGGCGAGAUCUUGACUUACGACGAAAUCAAAACGGCAACCGCCAUCCCGGACGUGGAGCUCCAGCGCAACCUACAGACCCUAGCGUGCGGCAAAUUUAAAGUCCUGAAGAAGCACCCGGCUGGCCGCGACGUGAACCCUACAGACUCGUUCGCCUUCAAUUCCGACUUCUCGGCGCCGCUGCAAAAGAUCAAGAUCAGCACCGUCGCGUCGCGGGUGGAGAGCAAUGAGGAGAGAAGAGAAACCAGGGACCGGGUUGACGAGGACCGAAAACACCAGAUGGAGGCCUGCAUCGUUCGCAUCAUGAAGGAUCGCAAACAUAUGGGCCAUAACGACUUGGUGAACGAAGUGACCCGCCAGCUGGCUAGUCGCUUCCAGCCAAACCCCCUCAUGGUCAAGAAGCGAAUAGAGGGUCUGAUUGAGGUACGUUUCGCGCUUUCAUACCAUUUGGCGCGCGCUUGACCUGUCUUUAGCGAGAAUAUCUUGAAAGAUGCGAAGACCGUAAAUCCUAUAAUUACCUGGCAUAGCAUGUACACUAUACUCAGCACAAUCUCACGCACU